AAAAAAAAAAAAAAAUAACGAAAAAAAAACACUUUUUUUUUCUCUCUAUUUAUUCCUUUUUUAACAAAAAUUCCUUCGAUAAAGAGAAGUCAUAUAAAAUACUUUUCUACAUUAUAAUUCAUAUUCUCCCGAUAAUUUUACUUAAUUACUUUUUACCUUACCUCCCGCUCCUAAUUUUUUUAUUUAUUGUAAUAUUUUGAAUAUCACGAUACACACAUUUAUCAUUCACUUAACGAUUCAUCAUAAUAAAAAAUGGAAUUAGACGCUUGGUGCAUUUGUGGAAAACUUGUUUUGGACAAUAACGCUUUGUAUUGUUCAAAUGAAUGCAAGAAUGCUGAUAGCAAUAAUUCGAUACCCUCCUCUUAUCAUCAAUCACAAAAUCCUCAGAAUCCUCCAAUGAAUUUACAUUUUUCUAUUACCAUCACCCCAAACAUGUAUAAAGCUUCGGAUUCUAAUGCUAAAAUCUCAUCUCCCUCGUCAAUGUCUUCUUCUUAUUCUGAUUCCAAUUUGUCUUCUUCAUUUAAUAGUUUGAGUACUUUAGAUCAAAAUUUCAAUGAUAAUUAUAAUUAUUUAUACACUCGCUGCUGUAAUCAAUUUGAAGAUGAUACAUUUGAUAAUGAUUAUUAUACCUCGUAUUACUCCACUAGUAAUCCCAUUGACAUUCCUAGUCCAAGAACUCAAGCUGCGAGUGAUCCAGCAUUAGAACCCAAUAAAGGGACGUUUGGAAAAGAAAAAAGCCUUUUUUCUUGAAUCUUGAACAAUUUACGGGGGGAAAAUGGAAAAAAAAGCAUAUUUCGAAUCGGGAAAAAAAAUCAAUUCGCUAUAUUACUUCUUUCAUAAUCUUACUUUUUUUCGCACAACUCGAUUUAUUUUAGCUUAGUUUUUAAGCAAUUAUUUUUAAAAAUUGAACCCAUUCGGCAAGCAAUUAUAAUCACACAAAUAAUUACCAUAUAAUUUAAGAUUUUUUAGAUUAUGAUAUUUUUUAUGUAUAUAAUGUAUUUAUAUUUACAAAAAGAAAC
Rhizophagus irregularis DAOM 181602=DAOM 197198 is the source of this 1019-nucleotide messenger RNA. RefSeq lists its product as uncharacterized. The record is from RefSeq and is a predicted model, not a curated record. Lineage: Eukaryota; Fungi; Glomeromycota; Glomeromycetes; Glomerales; Glomeraceae.